Molecule: messenger RNA, 689 nt
Organism: Hippocampus comes (tiger tail seahorse)
Lineage: Eukaryota; Metazoa; Chordata; Actinopteri; Syngnathiformes; Syngnathidae
Exons: 2
Coding region: 405-689 (94 amino acids)
Biological process (GO): resolution of meiotic recombination intermediates
Cellular component (GO): condensed nuclear chromosome
Molecular function (GO): single-stranded DNA binding; ATP hydrolysis activity
Source: RefSeq, a predicted model, not a curated record
UUUAACUGAAGGCUCAAAAUGGAAAUAUCAGCAAUCCAUUCCAGCCUCCGAAAGCCACACAAAUUGUUUUAAUGUGUUUUAGUUAUUUAUUUUUGGUAGAAUAGUUUUUACUUUUUGAAAACGUACAGUAAUGACACAUGCCAUAUUGUUUCUUCAAUUCAAUCGACAUUGUUCUGCUGUGCACACCAUGGCCACUUGGGGGCAGUAGAAUAGACAUGUGGAUACACAAGCUGCAGAAAUAUUUUUUCCCUCUUCGCAGAGGACAAAGAAUAUCUGCCUGGGUGGAUGUAGGGGUUUAACUUCAAACCCUGGUCCUGCCGCAUACACUACCACCUAAGUUACAAAAUUACAGGACCACUUAAUUUAAAAAAAAAAUUUUGGGCUGGAUUUGCAGAUUCAACAUAAUGCUACUGGAGAGGAGCCACUGCCCGUCCCUGCAGAUGUUGGGCAGGACCAAUCACUACUCUGUCAUCACGGUGGACGAGAGCACCGCCAUCAUUGUUCAGGAGCAGGACGAGCUGUGUGAGGAGCGAGCCUACGAGGCGAUUGCGAUGAGGCUCACCGCUCUGUCACUGCAGUACAACUACUGCUGGAUCAUACUGCACUACCCGGACGGCAAGGGGGGAGGGUCAGUUCUACUCAGGGUGAUAUCUUACUAUCAACACGUCAAUCCUCAAAACGCUCGCUGA